GAAAACGGAUCUGAAAUUAAGGCCCAAAUAAAUGAUCCAUGAAUUUAUUCUAUUUUCGUAUGUUAUCGGUUAUUUUCGCUUUCGCAGAUCCGCUUGCCACCGUAAAGAGAGAGAAAUAUGCCGCUUCCGACAUUGAUACCAAGUUGCAGCAACAGAAUCUGUUGCUUCUCGACAAAGGUUGUUCGAAGGGGAGUGAGAAGCAAAGCAGAAAUCGAAACCCAACUCCUCCGAUUCAAAAACAAGCAAGCUUCUUGGAGGGCUUGGUUCCACCUUUAAUAGCUGCAUUCGUAGCCUUAUCUCCCAUAUACACCAAUACCCCAGUGUCACUUGGACAAACUAUAGAGAUAGAGAGAGGUGCCAAAUUGUUUCGUCAAGCUUGCAUUGGCUGUCAUGAUGGUGGAGGAAACAUAAUUCAACCAGGUGCAACACUCUUCUUGAAGGAUCUACAAAGAAAUGGAGUUGAUUCAACGGAAGAGAUAUUCCGCGUGACAUAUUAUGGAAAGGGAAGAAUGCCAGGUUUUGGUGAAAGUUGCACGCCAAGGGGCCAAUGCACAUUUGGGGAACGUUUACAGGAUGAAGAGAUCAAACUCCUGGCUGAGUUUGUGAAGUUACAGGCUGAUCAAGGAUGGGCAAACAUUGCAAGUACAGAAGAUUGAUUGAUUCCUUGGCAGAAAAGGCAAUUUGCCUCAGCUUCACCGUUUCUGGUAGGAGUAGCCUUGUCAAUUGAUAAGAUUAUUCUUACUUGAGAAUGUUUUCUUGCACCUUUGCUCAUAGCACGCAUAUUUGGUUAAGAUUUUAUCAGGUAUCCUAAGUUUCUUCGUCUGCAUAUAACUCUGAUGGUUUUGGCACCUAAAAAAACCUUGCACUAACCUUGCAUUGUGUUGAGAUUUAGAAAGCUUGUAUCUCAUUCCGAUUGGGCCGAUGGUCAGGCCCAAGAUCUUCUUCAUUUGGGCCGAUCAUAAUGUACAUUGGGAUGGAGACUGGAGUAUGAAACCUUUCAUACUUAGUUUUUCUCCCUUUAUGUUGUGUUCUUUUUCUGGCUUUAUUAUUCUAAGCAUGUGACAGGCUUGCUUAGACAAAGAUUCUUAUUGAAACAUGGACACUUUCUCUA
Molecule: messenger RNA, 1111 nt
Organism: Tripterygium wilfordii
Lineage: Eukaryota; Viridiplantae; Streptophyta; Magnoliopsida; Celastrales; Celastraceae
Product: cytochrome c6, chloroplastic
Exons: 6
Coding region: 39-656 (205 amino acids)
Molecular function (GO): heme binding; iron ion binding; electron transfer activity
Source: RefSeq, a predicted model, not a curated record